This is a messenger RNA of Cyanistes caeruleus (blue tit), 3343 nucleotides long. The record is from RefSeq and is a predicted model, not a curated record. Lineage: Eukaryota; Metazoa; Chordata; Aves; Passeriformes; Paridae.
CGGGUGGGGCGAGAGGGCCGAGGAAGGAGAGGCCGGGGCAGGGGUCCUGCUGGGGCACAGCAGGGCACCCCUGGGCUCCGCAGAGUGACAGUAGGAAACGGUGGAUGUGUCCCGUGCCUAGGUGAGUACGGCCUUCGAAGGGAAGGCUUCCCGCUCUCACAGGUGACUCCUCACUGCAGGCAGGACUCGUGAGGCCACGGAGCGGGCGCUCCUCGGUGGGUGCCGUCAUCGCACAACAGCCCGCAGGACGUGCUUGUAGGCCACGGUGUCAGCCCAGAGGCUGGAUCCAUCUGGCACACCUAGAAGAAGCCUGUGCUGUGGGAAGGAGGAAGGACAGAUUUGCUUUGCUCACAGCAGCUUGUAUGAUGCUAUGUAUAAACAUACCGUAGCGUUCACCACAUUGAAGUUUCCUUAAGUGGGAAAAAAAAAAAAGAAAAGUGCCUUUAUUUCCCUACUGCCAGCCAGAUAAGAAGAUAGUGUGAAUAAUUUAAGCCUUUUCUUCGUUCAUCACAAGGAGAUCAUAGUUAAAGAGUAAAGUUAGGAAACAGUAUCUUCUCCUGCUACUUUAUGAAAAGGAAGAUUUUAGCUCUGGUAGUUUAGGAGUGAGUUACCCAGAACUGGGAGCAGUGAAACCCCAAACAGUUGUGAGUUGCUCAGUGUCAGUUUUAGGAAGAUGCUUCUUCAUUAACAAAGGGAAUUGCCUCAAGCAGUGGGCCACUAGUCAUAGUGGUGUGGAUAAACAUUGGUGAAAAGCAUACAUUUCCCUAUAUGUAGUGAAUGCAUAUGUGUAUUGUGUGUCCUAACAAUUGAAGCAGUAAAUAAAAAAGCUGAUAGAGUGAAGAAAUUUUAAUUUUGUGAAUAGAAAUGAACCAAUGUGGAUGGCAAUUGGUGGAGAAAGUUGCUUUUUUUAUACACAAUAGUACUUCUUUUCCUGGGUUACAAAAAGGAAUUAAGGAUUUUGCUUACAUUUAAAAGGCACUUAAAUUUCUCAGAUAGAAAAUAUUCGACUGGAACUACAUAUUCCUUCAAAUCUGUCUUAAAGGCAUUGCAACAGUGACAUUUAUUUUAGGAUAAGCAGCUCUUCUUAUGCACCAAACAAAUAAUUUUUUCACAUUCACUCUAAAGUAGACAGUGUUUUUCCUCCCAGAUUAUAACUGAGGGUAGAUAAAUACCCCAACCACCUCUUAUUUUAAGUAAUAAGUUUUGCCAACAAAACUUGCUGUGUGCUAGAUGUAAUGAGGAGCUCAUGAAUAUGAAUCCAUUUGUGAAGAGUGCUUUAUUGUUCCCCAGAUAAUUGACAUGUUGCCUGAGGUGUACAAUUCUUCAGGAGAAUUUUCUGAUUCAAUUAAAGAGAAUGGAAAAGCCUUAACAAACUUGUUUAUCUGGUUUGUCUGUUUACCUGUUCAUCAUUUCAGAUCCAAGGGGCAUAGUUUUUCCCAUCACUUUGGAACUUCACAUUGACAUCCACAGUAUCAUGGGAACCAUACCAGGAGUACCUGUCUUCUUGCACACUGAAAGCAACUUCUUGCACAAAAAGCCUUUCCUUCAUUGUCAGUUGAAAUACAGUGAGCUGUAAGUUUCCAAAUUACCACAUGCUCUUCAUAAGCAGACAAGACCUGAAUGGUUCGAAUAAAAGUCAAGCCAGGAAGAAAAUAAACUAAAACUGAGCCUUUUCAAAAGGAAAAUCUGUUUCCACUUAUGUGAAGGAAGUCCUUAAAGAAAAGAUCUAAUCUUUUUUAACUCACUGCUCCAGAAAUAUACCAAGAAGUACUUCAAGGCCUUCUGUUCUACUAUUUUAGGUUCAUAGAUGUUGAUUUCUACUGCAUGCCUUGGAUCCAUGCUCCUAAUCAGCUUACAAGCUUCCCUUGACCUACGCUUCCUUUCCUAAUGCACGUCUGACUAUGGCUGUCCUCAAAGUCAAAUUCACCAAAACCAAGAGGGACAAGCUGGCUCAGAUCUUAUGGAUCCUCAACUGGGUUUCUGUAGUGAGUGGGAUCAUUCUCUUCAGUCUUGGCCUCUUUCUGAAAAUAGAGAUCAAGAAGCGCAAUGAAGUGAUGGCAAAAGGGGACAUCAACUCUGUCCCCAACAUGCUGAUCUCUGUAGGGGUCAUAGCAUGUAUCAUCAAUUUUCUGGGUGGCAAAAUUUGCUACGACUGCUCAGAUGCAAACAAGUUUUCCCGAUGGAAACUAGUAAUGCUGCCAUACAUCGUAUGUACCUUUUGUUUUACCUUCUGCAUCCUGGUGGGUGCUCUCAUGUGCUACACCAUGAGGAACGAGCUGGAAGAGUCUCUCUAUCUGGGACUGAGGGAUGCUAUUAAGUUCUAUAAAGACACAGACAUACCUGGGCGGUGUUUCUUAAAGAAAACAGUGGAUUUGUUACAAAUUGGAUUCCGUUGCUGUGGAAACAAUGGCUUUAGAGACUGGUUUGAAAUUCAAUGGGUAUCUCCUCGUUAUCUGAAUAUGGCUUCCAAGGAGGUUUUGGACCGUCUGAAGAGCAACGUUGAUGGGAAGUUCUUGGUGGAUGGAGUUCCCUUCAGUUGCUGCAACCCCAGCUCCCCACGGCCCUGCAUCCAGUACCAGCUGACAAACAACAGUGCUCACUACAACUACGAUUUCCUGACAGAAGAGCUCAAUAUCUGGAUGAAGGGGUGCAGAGAGGCCCUGCUGGAUUACUACACCGGUAUCAUGAGAUCCAUUGGCAUUGCAGCAUUACUUAUUUGGUUGUUCGAGCUCUCUGUACUGAUUGGUGUCCGGUACCUACAAACAGCCAUGAAGAAUGUCCUUCUGCUAGGAGAUCUGGAGGGUGAAUCAGAUGGUUGGUUACUAGAAAAUAGUUUUGUGGAAACUGCCAAAUACAACAUCAACAUCAUUAAGAACCUCGGUAAAGCCAACCAGAUCUCCACUGUCUCAGGCAUGAACGACCCCAAUAUUAACGUUCCAAACACAGACUGUGACAAAACUAAUAUUACAACAAAAUCUAUCCCUGCAGCUAGGUAGGCAAAUCUUCCAAGAAAUGACAUCACAAGUCUAGCUUUGCUCUAUUACAGUCCUACAGUCACCAGAUUUUAUCUGGUAGGGGAAAAAAAAAGGUAGAAAAACUAGUAAAACAAUUGAACAAACCACAGACUGGUAACAGCAGGUGAAAUGCUGAUACUUCCUUGGAUGGAUGUGUUUUUACUUGUGAAAUCCCUGAUUCUCAACACUGCACAAGACUUCUGGAAUGUCCCCCACUUUCUCUCCUUUACUUAAAAUACUGGUCUGAAUGCAUCAGAAUUAUCAUUAAUCAUAAGCAAAUAUUUCAGACAGGAUGGGUCUACAUGUACUAACAUACAGAUUAGUUGAAC